CGUUUCCAAUCAAAUACACUCAUCUAAGUUGGGAUGUCCCUGUGGACAGCCCAAGUGUUUGCUUCAUGGCAGAAUGUGAAACAGUAAGAAGCUGACGAUCAACCAGCUAAGCUACAGCUACCAAGUUGCUGCUGAUGUCUUUCCAUUGAAAAUGACCCCAUGAGGUGGGUUUGUUAAGAUCGUAUGAUUCUCUUCAUCAUGUUAUUAGUUGUGGCUAAUUGUGAUUAGGGUUUUGGGGGAGGGGAAAUUGAGGGGCCAUUGAAAUUGCAAAGUGAUGAUGGUCAGUGAGUGGUUUCACUUAUCCCAGUGUGGGUGAUGAUUUUUUUUCAGGGGGCGCAGAGGCAAGCUGGCCAAGUUGUAGGAAAAACCAGCCAUAUGGUCCUGCCUUUAAUGGAAAGCUUUGAAAAUACAUACGGUAGCUAGAGUGGUGGCCGAGAGAGGACAUCAUAGAGAGAGCCCCCAUGCCAACAAAGCAACAACCAGGGAAUGGAAAAAAAAAAGAACUUUCUUGUAAUUAGAUUGAUCGAUUCGAAAAGUAUAAUCUAUUUGGGUUUAUCAAGUUCGAUAUUCGAUUCAUUUAGGUUUUUUUUUCUCUCUUUCGUAGAGGAAUUCGUUCUUUACGAAUGCAAUAUAUGACUCUCCGUUGUACUACACUCAACCAAGUGUGUGUGUUCCCCCCUUUUUCCUUAAUCCGUAUCAUGGGAAUUUUUGAAAUAACUCUGAUGCGAAGAAAAGAGAAGCGUUAAAGAGACACCAGCUUAGACUCUACUACUACGGGAUUGAAACCAAAUUGAAAAUGUAGUAAAGAUUAGAAAUAUGGCAUUUACUUUAUAUAGCAAUGGUGAAACUAGAUUGUACACCUUUGUGAAUAUUUAGGUAAGAAACUCGCAUAUGAACCUGGCGAAACACGCGUCUAGAAGAGAGGGGGAAAAAAUUAAGAUAUAAACGAGAAAGAAUGCGAGUAUUUCUAAAUAAAAUAACUACGAGUGACCUUUUUCAUUCACACCUAUGUAUUGUAAUUUGUACAGCAAAGACGGUAACUUUCACUUAAAAAACACAACUUUCACUAAUUAACUUGAUGUUAUAACUGCACUGUUACGGAUAGGAAAUCGUCGGAAUCGAGAAAGCGAGAAUACGAAAGCGAGAAUAAAAAAUAGACACGCGAUAUACGUGGUUCACUAACACAAUGUGUGUUAGCUAGUCCACGGGCAGGAGAGGGUCUAAACUCUAAAUAUAAUCCAAUCUGAUAAAAAAAACAAUUACAGAUGACCAAACCCAAAACUGACAACUCAAACGUGUAUUGACCCAUACCUCGUGACUUCCCAUCGUAGCGGCUGAUAAUUCGAUUCAAGCUACAUGAUCAAGAAAAGUUAUCAAAAUUAGUGUCAAAUCAGUCAUCUCACCUCUUCAUUAAUAAACAGCUAGUACAAAGAUAAGUUGAUGGUUUUUUGUUGGCUGGCGAUGAGGAAUUUGGGCCAGGCAGCCUGUAACAACAAAUGCCGUCGUCUUUGGCAGAGUGCAUGUGUGGCAGCAGCUGGAAGAAAAUAGACACCCCGUCGUUUUCACUCUCAAACGGCUAUUAGAUCUUUUCAUUAUUAUUUUUUUUCUCUGUCUGCCUGCCACUUGGUCGAUCGUCGCCGCCGCCAUGAGUACCACCGCGCCGGCACCGGUGAAUGAGAAAAGUAGCCGUUGCUUUCGGCUUUUUUUCACCCUGAAACGGAAGGGUGGGGGGCCCGGCCGGCCGGCAGAGUGGUCUACUUAUUGUACUCUCUUUUCCUUUCGGUGUGGGGCUACGGCCUUGUCAGCUCCAGCUGGCGGAACCAAGCUUCCUCCCUCCUUAUCCGGCCGUGGCCAGCCCAGCCGGGGACUUUAAUUACUCCGCUGCUUUGAUUAUUGUCUCUAAUCACUUUUGAUUAUGUUAAUUCCUUUAAAUAGUUUAUGAAUCCUCUCUAUACAAUUGUCGGUCAUGAGUCCAGGGCCGUCCCAUUAUAUUCGGAGGUCCUGUUCGAAAAUUUAAAUGUGGUUCCAAAUUUUUUCUCACAAAUUUAUUAAAGAUAAAAAUUAUUAGAUAAUAAUAAAAAUUACAUAUCUUCAAAAAAUUAUUACAAAUUAAUAAUAUUAUAUAUUAUCAAAUAUUAUCUACACUUAGAACUACCUUUUUCAAAUUUUUGGAUUGAUUUUAUAACCAAAGAUUAAUGAUUCCAAAUUUUCAUAUAAGUUCUUUGCAAAAGAAAAUGAUAAGUAUUAGAACUUAAAACAAGUUGAUUAAGAGUCUGGAUAGUAAGGAUGAGAACUUAAUCAGAAUUGGGUGUGAACAAUUCAUAUAAGCUUUGGAUGAUUUUGGGAAGUUGAGAAAUUUUGGGGAAAGAGAAGAAUAGAAGCGUUAAAAACUCUAAUUGUUAUUUAAAAUUCAACAAAUCAAUGUAGUUUAGUGGUUGAAUCUCCUUUUAAUUAGAAGGAGGUCGAUGGUUCGAUUCCCGUCCCUGCAUCCUUGUACAUGGAGUUUUUGUGUAGGCCUUGCCAGCCCAAGGGGGCCUCCAUGGACUUCGCUAGCCCAAGUGGGCCUCAAUUCCCCUAGUCCUUGCCAGCCCAAGGGGGCCUCCAGACUCUUAUGGAUUAUGUGGGCUUCGCUCUAGCCCAAACAGGCCUCCAAAACAUAUGGAUUAUGGAUAAUGGGCCCCCAAAACUUGAGGCCCUAUGCUGUGGGUCUGACCAGCACAGGGCCUGGGUCGGGCCUGCAUGAGUCGAUGUGCAAUUGUUGAUCACUUGGUGAGCAAGUAGGACACAAAAAGCUAUUUUCACUUUUAUAGGUAAAAUUGUUUUUUACCACGAUCCAACCUUUGAUCAUUAGAAUAAAAAGUUGGGUUAAUAUUUUUCGUAUGGCCUGAACUUUGACCAAAAUAAAUAUCAUGGUCAAUCUUUUCGAUCUAUAACAUCCUGGCCCGAACUAUACACCAAAAUAAACAAUUUGGCCAGCUCCGACUUUUGACCGUUAACUUGGACGGUCAAACGUGUUGACCGUUAGUCAACGCGCCAUGUCACUGCCAUGUAAACAUAAAAUAUUUAAUAUAAUUCACAAUUUCCACACAUUCCCUAAUUUUAAAUUAUUAUAAAUUAAAAAAAAAUCAUCUAAUACCUUAGUUAAACCAAAAAUAAAAAAAAAUAUUUAUCAGAUCUUCUAACUUGGCAAUGACGUGGAAGUGACGUGGCGCGUUGACUGUUAGUCAACGCGUUUGACCGUCCAAGUUAAUGGUCAAACAUCGGGUUUGGCCAAAUUGUUUAUUUUUGUGUAUAGUUCGGGCCAGGAUGUUAUAGAUCGAAAAGAUUGGCCAGGAUGUUUAUUUUGAUCAAAGUUCAGGUGAUACGAAAAUAUUAACCUAAAAAGUUAUUCUGAAAUUUUUGAGUGGUAGGAUGUAGCAAGUCGUUUCGGCAUCGUGUUGAUUCUUUAGCUUGUGAACAUUUUUUUUUUCUUUCGUUGAGAACGUUGUUAAGCAAAUUAAACAUACUCAUCUCCCAGCAGACCAUUGUUAGGAAAUAUGUUUGACAAUGAAAAAUUUAGACAUUGUUUUAAUGUAAACAAAUAAUUUGGGUUGUUUGUAUUUGUUUCAAUUACGAGCUAGAAUUAGUUGGCGGAUCUUUCAAACUUGACCACUACAUUACUAUAAAUUUACGCGGCCUAAUCGUGGUCCAGAUCGAGUUUAAUCCCGCGAUGUUCACCCAAAACCCAAUAGCGAUGUUACCCUACCCAUCGUUUGUUGAUGAAAGAAACCUGGUGCAGCAGACAUAAAUGAGAAGACAAACAAUCUAAUACCAUUCCGAUGAACAAUGUUACACCAAAAUGGAAUGAUGUACACACACUCCACGUUCUAUCCUAUCUAUCUUGUCUUGUCGACCGAAGAAGAGCCUUGUGUACGUGAUUACACUGCAAAAACAUAUACCGCCAUUGUUAAUUCUGCUAACCCAAAACGGGCAAACCCUCCAAUCUGGUGGGCACCUAACCUAAUUACCCUCUCCAUGAAAACGGCUGCAGAGCAAUUUCGAGCCCCUGAUGUGUCAAGUCCUGUUUGGAUACUAGCUAGCUCCUCUGUUAAUUGCAAACAAUUAUGGGUUCCUUUUUUCUGAUCACAAGUCCCUCUCGAUCGAUCAGGAUAUGCUCUUCACAACGUACAAGGGAACUGGAACUUGACGAUUCCUUUCGUAUAUCCUGCUACUCAUGGGUCUAAUCACAUCCAUAUGAAUCUUCUUUCUACAGUCUACACAUAAAGCUAUAUACGUAGUAAAAAGGUAAAGGCAAUGAAUGACUAAUACGUCUCCUUCUCCUCUAUGUGUUUACACGUUCUUGUGUCGUGUUGGAAUCUUUCCAUGGAUCAUAUAGAGUGGCAUGCAGUGGCGUAGCCGGAAAUUUUGUUAAGGUGCAGGUCGAACAACUGUAUAGACCGUUGUGAGCGGUUAGCAUCAAAUGGCAGUCGACAACCUGACUCAGAUGUUGGGGAACCGCUAUCAUGUCCUAAACGGCAUUUUCGAGAAACAAGCUGAGAUUUUUUUUGCUGUUAAAUAGAUGAUGAAUACGCUACGGAAUGACGAGCGGCUAACAGGAGAUAUCGCAAGAUCGUCAAAACUCAAACCGACGACCAUGAAUGUCAAAGUGGAUCGACAAGGUUUAGAGGAAUUAUCAUCAUCAUUAAGUUUAGUCCUAUUGUCAAUGUUUAGUUUAAGUUUGAGUUUUUAUGUUUGUUUAUGUUAAUUGUUCUCCAAAAGCAAGCUGGUACGAUCUGUCUUGUAGUGCCAAGCUUGAGUAUUUAAACCCAAGUAUGAAUGAGAAACACCCAAGUCUUCUAGGGUUUUCAUUUCCCCCAACUCAACUUUGUUGUUAGCGGCAAGCGAACAAACCGAGUAGUAACUAGCAGAUGACGACUGACAUGAUUACUAGAUUGAGGUUGUGGCUUGUAGGAAUUCCAGAAUCAUGGUUCGUGAGUAGAAGACAAAUUGAUUGAUGAUAAUUUGGGAGGAGAUCGUAUAAGGAAUUGUGAUAUAGCUAAGUAAAACCAAUCAUCUGGAUUGAUCUCAGCUUUGUGGAUUGGACAAGGUUGUGUUAUUUUCAAAAAUUUACAUCGUGUUCUAUCUAACCGUUAAGUCUUCCUUGGAAGUUUGAAGUGGCAUAUCUGUCUAAACAUGAUUAUUGCUAAUAAGGUAGUAUCAUUGGAGGACUAAUGGUGUCUACCAAAUCAAAGCAGGUUUGUAUUAGCGUUUUUUCUUGUUGGGUGUCCACACUUGGCAGUCACAACAAGAACGGUUGAUCCUUUCAAAUUUAUUUGAUGAUCAUAAUACGGUUGAAAAGAAGGUAUAAAAAAUAAGUGAAGUUGUUAGUUGUUACGAACGAAGUACAAAGGUUUGACUAGUUUUCCCCGGCAGACUUAGCGGUGCCAUUUCCAACGUCCCUAAUAAUCCAAACGCCCUCCUUCAAGAAAAAAACAAUGAAUAAUAAAUAAAAACGUCAAUACUUUUUUUAUUAAGGACUAAAAAACGUCAAUACUUAGAUGGAGCAUUUUUUUGGGUAGAUGAGAUAGAAGUAUUAGUAUAUUUAUUACAGUAGAAAAUAGUUAUUAGGAGGCUUCUACAGUAUCACGAGUAAAAUCUGGGGUAUCGCAUAUUUUGAGUAUGAAAAUGCUAUUUAGACCUUGAAUUAACAGGAUUUCUGCCCUGAUACUAUGCCAUAACCCUUAAUGAGUGAAAUCUAGGUUCUAAUUACUAAAGCAUAAACUAUAAACCCUUAUAUGGUGCUUUCAUUUUUUGCCUAUAUUUGGAUGAAUCAUGACCGUUGAUUUUUGUUUCUAUUUAAAUUGAUCUUAGGGUAUAAAAUUAGAGAAUUAAGACUUUGAUUUUGAUCUUUAAGGGGUCGUUUGGAAGUUGCGAUUGUUAAAUAAAUGUAUUGUUGAGAAUGCAUGUAUAAUAUUAUACAUGCAUUGUCGAAUUUGAUGCAUUGUAGAAUACAACGUUUGGUAUGUGUGAUUGUGUAUGUCGCAUCAACUAAAAGUUGAGACAAAACAAUCUCAACUCAACUAUCUCAACAAUCACAACUAAAAGUUGAGAUAUAACAAUCACUCUAAACGAGUGAUAGUUUACGUCACAUCAUAGAAACAAUCUAUGUAUUGUUUCUGCUAACAAAACAAAAAAAUGAUGCAUUGUAAACAGUACAUGCAUAAUGACAAUCUCAACAAAACAAUCGCAACUACCAAGCGACCACUAAGGUUUAAAGUAUAAUAUCAUGUCCGAAAUAUAAGCCAAUUUAAAGU
Linum trigynum is the source of this 6293-nucleotide messenger RNA. The record is from the annotation of a GenBank genome assembly. Lineage: Eukaryota; Viridiplantae; Streptophyta; Magnoliopsida; Malpighiales; Linaceae.